GGCAGUGUUUAGCUCAACAUCAACAUUAGAGUUUAGGAGCUUCGGUGCGAUGGAGCUCAAGUGUGCCGUGGUGUUUACACUUGUAAGCUUGCUGUUAGUGACCGCCAACCCACAUGGUUAUGACGUGAAAGGAGGUGCUGCGGCUAGGGCGGAAGCCAGCGCUGCUGCAGGGGCGUUUGGCGUUGCUGGAUUGCCUCUAAGUAUACAAACGGGGCCUGGGUUUUCUGGCAGCUUCUCAAAGUCGUCUUCGUCCAGCUUCGCAUCAUCAAGUGCAAGCUCAAGUUCCAGCUCAUUUAGCUUCAGUGGUUCAGGGGCUGGUGGAGUUGGAUUAAAUAGUCUUGGCAAUACUGGAUCUGGGGUCUGCUCAGGUGGAUGUCAAAGUGACUCUAAAGGAAUAAACGAUUCUAAUGGAAUAGGGUCACCUGAUUUACAAACUAUAACUGGAGUGAAAUCUAAUGCUGCGGCAGGAGCAUCUGCCGGAUCGUAUAUUAAUUCCAAAGAUGGUGAUCAUAGGCCUUGUUCUAGCGGUAAUUGUCCCGUACAAUGUGCAGGACCCAACUGUAAAGAUGCUAGUGAAUCUGAAGCAACAAUACCUGAAAGCGCUCACAAAGAAUGUGCUUCUGGUCAGUGCAAUAAUGACAAUUCUAAAAAUCAGACUAAUUGUGAAAAUGGCAAUUGUAGUGGAAACAACAACAAACCAGCCAGUUCAUAUGAUGCUAAUAACUGCGCAUCAGGUAAAUGUGGACCACCACAAACGACAGGUGAUUUUGGAACAAAUGGGAAAUGUACAUCUGGAAAAUGUUUGAGUGGACCAUCAACAAAACUGGAAAGAGAUGACGGGUCUACUGAUAUUUCUGUCGAUAUUACAAGUUCGACCACAUCACUUGACAGUUCUAGUCAAUCUGAUACAGCCACGACAAGUACUAUCUCUUCGCAAGCCUCUGGAGUUGACUGUAAAAAUGGAAAUUGCGAUUCAUUAACGCCGAGCACAAAACCAGGGUAUUCCAGUUCAAUUUCCUACAAUGAAAAUCAACCACUAACUACAGUACCCGCUAAUAAACCCGCAACAGAUUUAAUUCCACCUAAAGAAGAAGAACCAUGUACACAUCCAAAUUGUAAAACUCCACAACUGGAAGGGCCAAAAUCAAUAUCUUCGAAUGUGUCUCCAGGGAAAAACAAUUGUGCAGGAGGCUAUUGCGACAACGGACAAUCACAUAAUUAUCCUAGACCUAUAUCAAUCAACGAGUACUCGAGCAAAGGCGAACCAAAAAUACCCAGUUACGUCCAAGUCCCAACUGACCAAAAAAGCAACAAUAUUUAUCCCUCGACAAAUUGCGUUUCAGGUAAUUGUGUUAAUCCUUCCAAUUCAAUUCCCUUGCUUCCCAAACUACCUGAUAAUUCUCAAACUCAUUCACCUGCAGUACCACAUAACUGCGUGAUAGGAAAUUGUGGCAGCAGUUCGUCAUAUCAGACUAGUCCUAAUAAUCAGGUUUAUCAGGCUCCAACUCCAACUCAAUCGCAAGAGUUGGAUUUUACACCUAAUUGUUAUUCAGGAAAUUGUAAUAGCUCUCCUAAACAACCUAUAGGUAUACCUUAUGGACAACCUACCAUUUCAAAUUAUCCGAAGCCAACGCCGAAUGUAAACUGCCCUUCAGGGAAUUGUGGUAAUCCUUUCAACGCUUCUCCUUCUCAAUCUAAAAUACCCAAUUUCCCACAGGGACAAUUGCCAACUAAUGAUUGUGCUUCAGGAAAUUGUGGCACUUACCCAUCCUAUCAAAAUAAUAUUGAUAUUAAUGUUUCUAAGAUUCCAAUACAGUCACAUGUCACAGAAUUUUCCAAACCUUCUUACCCCGUUAGUAGUGGUACCACAGGACCUAUUCCUUCUCUACAAUCUUCUACUAAUUUAUCAAACUGCGCUAAUGGAAAUUGUCAUUCAUCUGAUUUUGUAAAUUCUAAGCCCACAGUUCCCGGCUAUUCUCAAGGACCUUUUCCUAUUGGACCGAGCCAUUGUCAAUCAGGAACUUGCAACAGUUAUCCUUCUACUUACAAUGUAGAUUCAUCGUUUCCUAGACUCCCUAGUUAUCCACAGAAUAUAUUACCAAGAAAACCACUUAAUUGUGUUUCUGGGAACUGUGCUAACUACCCGUCUAUAGAAACAAAACCUAGCAUUAGUUCUAGCGGUUCUAAAUUACCGCAUCCUUUUGACCAACCUUCUGGGAGUGCAUCACCAACAUGUGUGUCAGGUAAUUGUGGAAAUAAUCCUCAACAAGGCAGUUUUGGUUCUUCUGGUUAUAAAAACCUAUCUUAUUCCGGUGCUAUACCUUCCCCAAGCUGUGCGUCAGGUAACUGCGCUAUUAAUCCAUCUACGUCUGUUACACCUGGCCCUCAAAUACCACUUCAAGGUAUUGGAAGCACUGGAUACACUAGUUCGACGGGACUAUUUUCUUCUGGGGCAUCAUUAACCACGGGAUCUGUUAGCAGUUCCGGCAACUGUGACUCGGGUAAAUGUCCAAAUUAUCCUAGCACGCAGCCAAUAUCCUAUCAACCACAACCUGCAUCUUCGAACUCUCCUGUUAAUAUACCACAUAUUGUUGCAUUAGGAAGUGCAGGAGGUGUUUUAAAUACUGGCUCAUUCGUGCCUCCAUCUUUAUCACCAAGUAAACCUAGCAUUAGUGCUAGUCAUACCACUGCAAACUCUGGUGUUGCAGCUGGAAGCCAAUCUCAGUCUUCUGUGCUUUCUAAUGUUAAUAACAAAGAGGAAGUAUACACUGGUGGGUUUGGGGGACCUCCAGGAAUUCUUAAACCACACGAAUUUACUGCUCCUUCUCCUCAACUUCCAUCUGGUAACAACAACGACCAAGGGCAUCGUCAAUGUUCAACCGGAAAAUGUGAUACACAUUCAGAAGAAGACGGUUCCAAUCCUUCCGGUACAAGACCGUGUACAUCAGGAAAGUGUGGGACCCAAAAUGGCAAACCUCAUUAUGGACAAAAUACCGCUAGUGGAGCUUUUGCUGUUGCUGCGGCCGGAAGCGAAGGAGUACUUUAUACUGAAGGUUUUGGUGGCCCGCCAGGUAUAUUAAAGCCAUUUGAUGGCGGAAAAAUUGGAAAUAUUGCUGCAAUUAAACAUCAAAUAGGAGCCUCAUUAGGCAGUAAUAAUGAUGCUGUCAGUGGCAAUAAAUUAAAUGGUGGUUAUGGAGUAUUUUCCGGGGCAGCUGCGUCGGCGAAUGCUGGUAUAUUUGGUAGUGGGAGUUACGGGGAUCACAAUAAAGCUGGUGGUUGCAAUUCUGGCUGUGGAACUUCAGGGCACGAUUCUUACGGCGGAAACUUCGGUGUGGCUGGGGGUUUAUCAAAGAGUGGCCUGUUGGAAAAACUACACAAUGGACUGAAUGGUUUGGGUGCUCUGGCUCAAAGCGCAGCAGGCGCUGUCGGCGGGGCCGGUGCCAGCUCCUACGCUGUCGGAGGAAGCUUCGCAGGCAGUUCAGCUUCAGCUCACUCCGUUGCCGGAUCUGCAACAAAAGGAGGUUACGGCAGAUAAAUUUGAAGUGCAAUGAAUCUUAUGUUCCAACGAAAAGACUUGAAAAUUAAUAUUAAGUAGAAGAAAUAAUUAUAUUGUGAUGUGAUAAUCAUUAGCUUAAUUGAUGUUUGAAUAAAUAUACUAUUUUCAUAUAAA
Plodia interpunctella (Indianmeal moth) is the source of this 3670-nucleotide messenger RNA. It is a transcript of the gene Cb10, whose product is annotated as serine-rich adhesin for platelets-like. The transcript is spliced from 3 exons. The coding region runs from base 50 to 3535 and encodes 1161 amino acids. The record is from RefSeq and is a predicted model, not a curated record. Lineage: Eukaryota; Metazoa; Arthropoda; Insecta; Lepidoptera; Pyralidae.